Messenger RNA from Plasmodium coatneyi, 825 nucleotides. RefSeq names its product Proliferating cell nuclear antigen. Gene Ontology annotation, molecular function: DNA binding; DNA polymerase processivity factor activity. The transcript has a single exon. The record is from RefSeq and is a predicted model, not a curated record. Lineage: Eukaryota; Apicomplexa; Aconoidasida; Haemosporida; Plasmodiidae. Bases 1 to 825 code for a protein of 274 amino acids. Gene Ontology annotation, cellular component: PCNA complex. Gene Ontology annotation, biological process: leading strand elongation; regulation of DNA replication; mismatch repair.
AUGUUAGAGGCCAAGCUAAACAAUGCAUCCAUUUUGAAGAAGCUAUUUGAGUGCAUCAAAGAUUUGGUAAAUGACGCAAAUGUGGACGCAGACGAAAGCGGGUUAAAGUUACAAGCACUGGAUGGGAACCAUGUAUCGUUAGUCAGUUUGCACUUACUUGACUCGGGUUUCUCUCACUACAGAUGUGAUCGUGAAAGAGUGUUGGGGGUAAAUAUCGCUUCACUAAAUAAAGUCUUCAAAUUAUGUGGCGCCAAUGAAUCUGUAGUAAUAUCCAGCAAAGAUGAUGAAGAUAAUUUGAACUUCGUUUUCGAAAAUAAUAAAGAAGACAAAGUUACCAACUUUUCCCUCAAAUUAAUGUCCAUCGAAUUGGACUCUCUUAACAUCCCAGACUGUGAGGAAGGAUUCGAUGCAGAAGUAGAAUUGAGUAGCAAAGAAUUGACCAACAUUUUUAGGAAUCUAUCUGAAUUCUCCGACACGGUAUUUAUCGAAAUAGACUCUAAUAUUAUCAAAUUUACGACAAAAGGUUUAGUCGGUGACGCAGAAGUUGCGUUAAAACCAAGGGAAUCAACAAGUGAAGAUGACGUCGGUGUUACCAUAAAAUCUAGAAAAAAAAUUAAACAGUCCUUUGCUAUUAAAUACUUAAAUUUGUUUUCUAAGUCAACCAUCCUGUGUGAUGUAGUUACCCUCGGCUUAAGUGACAACAGACCCAUCGAAUUUAAGUACGAAAUUAAGGACACCUCCCCGGAUGCAGACACUCUGAAAGUUGGCUUUGUUAAAUUCUUCUUGGCGCCUAAAAUGGACGACGAAAUGGAUAACAAGGAUUAA